AUGUUCACCUCACUUCGACGCGCUGGAACGCGCUUUGCUGCCCGGAAUGUCACAACAAAACCGUCCGAGUACGGCCAACCGACAUUCUUAUCCCACCCACAUCUUGUGAAGGAGAAUGAGACGACACCGGGCAUUCCAGCUUCCGAUUAUGAGCAGAGAAGGAGGAGACUUAUGGAGUUGCUUCCAGAGAAGACCAUCGUCGUCUCGGUGGCGGCACCAGUGAAGUACAUGUCGGCCAAUAUCUUCUACAAGUACCGACAAGCCUCCGAUUUCUGGUAUCUCACUGGAUUCGAAGAGCCGGAAUCAGCGGUUGUCCUUGAGAAGACCUCGUCAUCAAAAGGCUAUAGCAUGACGCUCUUUUGCUCAGGCAGGAACGCCGCGAAAGAGAAAUGGGACGGAGCGAGCACAAGUCUCUCCUCAGCCAAAAACCUCUUCCACGCAGACGAGACUAUGCCAAUUUCUAACUUUGCUUCCCACCUAAAAGCGAUCCUCCCUACCUCGUCACAUGUUUACGUCGAUCUUCCGAACCCAACCUCCUGGUCAUCACGCCAGAAGGGAAAGGGCCUCCUGAAUUACCUCACCGGCUCGGUAUCUUCCCUGACUUCAAUGGGCGGUGUGGAUAGAGAAGAGGUCAUGAAGCACCUCUCGGGCUCGGCACAGAGACCGUUGGCACCCCAGGUAGGGAAGCUGCGUGUUCUCAAGAGCAAGGCAGAGCGGGAGGUCAUGAAGGCUGCGGCGGACAUAAGUGCGAAGGCCCAUACCAAGACGAUGCGCUUCACGCAACCGGGAAUGUCAGAGAGCGCCGUGGCAGGUCACUUUGAGUAUCUGUGUACCCUUGGAGGAUCACAGAGGCCGGCAUAUGUUCCUGUUGUGGCCUCAGGACCUAAUUCCCUUAUCCUUCAUUAUACAGCUAAUAAUCAUACAAUUGGAAAUGACGAGCUUGUUCUCAUCGACGCUGGAUGCGAAUACAAUGGAUAUGCCUCCGACAUAACGCGCACUUUCCCCGCGUCCGGCACCUUCACGUCUGCCCAACGAGAAAUCUACUCCGCUGUCCUCUACACCCAAAAAGAGAUGAUCAAGCUCUGCACGGAGUCCUCGGGCUACUCUCUUCAAGAGCUCCAUAAGCAAUCUUGUGAACUCCUGAGAGCCGAGCUGAAUAGGAUUGGGUUCGAGUUGAAAGGCGAGGGUGACUUGGAAAGGGUGUUGUAUCCCCAUUACUUGGGUCACCCAAUAGGAGUUGAUUUGCACGAGUCGGCAUUUUUCGAAAGGGCGGCACCACUGCGGGAAGGGAUGGUUAUUACAAUCGAACCCGGCAUCUACGUACCACCAACAGCCAAAUUCCCAAAGCACUUUCACAAUAUCGGUGUUAGGAUAGAGGACGAUGUUCUCGUUGGGGAGGAACAUCCCACUAUCUUGUCAGUAUCUGCGCCGAAGGAGGUUGUCGACGUGGAAGGCGCUUGCCAGGGAUUGCUCGGCCUCGAGCCCUACUGA
This is a messenger RNA of Cyclocybe aegerita, 1491 nucleotides long. The record is from the annotation of a GenBank genome assembly. NCBI's taxonomy places the organism in Eukaryota, Fungi, Basidiomycota, Agaricomycetes, Agaricales, Hemipholiotaceae.